AACUUCCCUCCUGUAUACCACCUCUGUUUUCUUUUUUUCUUUUUUUCUUUUUUCCUAUGCUUGGUCUAGAAUUAAGUGGAAACUUUUCGGUGAGUGGCCUUUUACUAGCCAUACUAUGUUUUUACUUGAUAGGAGGGAGGUUGAUACGUAUCUACCUUUUUGAAAAUACGGGACGGUCUGUUAUGCGACCUCGACCAGUAGUGCAAGUCGUUGUUGUUGGUGAUAUAGGACGAUCGCCACGUAUGAGAUAUCAUGCUGUCUCUCUUGCUGAUAGUGGUUGUACAGUGGACUUGAUAGGAUAUGUCGAAACACCCGUGGGAAGUCGUAUUUCUGCUCAUCGCUAUAUUCGUGUAAGACCUUUGAAACAAGCUUGGUCGGUUCCUAAAGGUUUACCGAAGCCUCUAUACCUCAUUUGGGCUCCUUUCAAGGCUUUGUUUUUGUCUAUACAGUUGUGGUGGUUGAUGGGCUGCGUUACUCAAUUCCCUGACUUUAUUUUUGUACAGAAUCCUCCUUCUAUCCCUACUUUAGCGGUGGCAAGACUGGUUUCCUUUUUACGUCAGGCAUGGUUGAUUAUAGAUUGGCAUAAUUUUGGAUAUUCUAUACUUGGAGUUACUCUUGGAAUGAAUCAUCCUGUGGUCCGUUGGGCCAAACGAUAUGAAAAGUUCUUUGGAAACAAAGCUUAUGCUCAUUUGACAGUGACGACUAGACUGCGUAAAGAACUAGAAGAAUGGAACGUGCAAGGAAAAAUGAUUACCUUCAGAGAUAGGCCACAGUCUCACUUCAAACGAUUAUCGCUACCAGAAGUUCAUGAAUUUCUACAAAAUUGUCACAUUGAAGAUGUUGUCAAGAAGCAAACAUUAGAUGCUGAUAAAUUUUUAGGCUACGAUAAUAAUGCAGUUACAACUUUACUGACGCGUAAAGAAACAAAUGACACCGUGAUAUAUCGUUCCGAUCGACCACGUUUAAUUGUAUCCUCCACAUCUUGGACUGAAGAUGAAGAUUUUAGUCUACUUUUGAAAGCAGUAGAACACUACGAACAGGAAGCACCUAUUGAAGCACCCAGGCUUUUAUUUGUCAUCACAGGCAAAGGACCUUUGAAGGAUCAUUAUGAAAAAAUGAUUUCACGAAUGCAAUUGAAACGAACAAGAAUCAUCACUAUGUGGCUAGAAGCCUAUCAAUAUCCUUUAUUACUAGGAAGUGCGGAUUUAGGGAUCUCCUUACACACAAGUUCCAGUGGCAUGGAUUUACCUAUGAAAGUUGUUGAUAUGUUUGGUUGUGGUUUACCAGUUUGUGCUGUUAACUUUGAAUGCCUGGAUGAAUUAGUUGUAAACAAUAAGAAUGGUUUAGUGUUUGACACCGAUGAUCAAUUGGCAGCUCAACUUCUGGAUCUAUUUGUGACUCAUCCUGAACGGUUGGAAACAUUACGUGCCAAUGUCUUGUCCGAAUAUGCUUCAUUGACAUGGGAAAAUCAGUGGAAGGAUAUCUUGAUGGAAUUAUUCCCUGCUGCAUGAAAAAAAAAAGUCGUUGUUAGGAUAUUGUUCCAUAAAAUAAUAAAUCGAUUUAUUGUAUUUCCUUUGAUCAUAUGCAAUAAUGAUUGAGAGCGGAUGAUCAACCUUUUUCACACAUUCCAAUGC
Molecule: messenger RNA, 1634 nt
Organism: Halteromyces radiatus
Lineage: Eukaryota; Fungi; Mucoromycota; Mucoromycetes; Mucorales; Cunninghamellaceae
Product: beta-1,4-mannosyltransferase
Exons: 7
Coding region: 57-1511 (484 amino acids)
Cellular component (GO): endoplasmic reticulum
Molecular function (GO): mannosyltransferase activity
Source: RefSeq, a predicted model, not a curated record